Messenger RNA from Stegastes partitus (bicolor damselfish), 1877 nucleotides. Its product is annotated as interleukin-21 receptor-like. The transcript has 9 exons. Bases 60 to 1496 code for a protein of 478 amino acids. The record is from RefSeq and is a predicted model, not a curated record. Gene Ontology annotation, cellular component: external side of plasma membrane. Gene Ontology annotation, biological process: cytokine-mediated signaling pathway. Lineage: Eukaryota; Metazoa; Chordata; Actinopteri; Pomacentridae. Gene Ontology annotation, molecular function: cytokine receptor activity.
ACUGUCUGAGGCACCGGCGGCACCGCAGCUCUGAGAGCGACGCUCCGAUCCCAGAGGGCAUGAGGGCUCGCCGCCUCCUGUUCGUGCUGUGCUGCUCCAGCAUCCUCACGGUCACCGGCUGCAUCAAAGCUGAUGGACAUUUGUGUGUGAGUGACUACUUUCGCAACAUCUCUUGUAUAUUGAACAUCUCUGGUAACCCCGUUGGAGAAUCCAGCACCAGCUACAGCCUGAAGUUCUUCCACUGUGAAAGGAGGUAUCCCGAUGUCUCCUGUCCGCUCACGGUGACGAGUCACGGCUACAGCUGCAACUGUGAACUCAAGCACAGUUCAGAUCGUUUUACUGAUUACGAUGAAUAUGAAAUAAAAGUCUGUGCUGAGUCUGACUGCCACCUGGACCUGGAAACGACGUUUCAACCAUCAAGAAACAUUCAGCUGACGCCGCCGCCUGAGCUUUUGGUUGACAACACGUCCCAAACUUGGAACAUUACUUUGAAAAGUCGGUAUGACGAGCAUCCGUACCUCGCCAACUUCCUCAAGUAUGAGCUCCUGCUUCAAAUGUUCCAAAACAGCAAAGUCACAAACAAAAUUCUUCCUCUCAUGUCACCUGCGAGGUCUGAACUGAUCGAUGAAGGAUCCCAGCUCACAGCAGAUGCAGAACAUUGCAUUAAAGCCAGAUUCAUGGCUGAUGAAAGGUAUUACGAUGGAGUUUGGAGCAAAUGGAGUGAACCGAAGUGCAGGAAACCCAAAGCAGCAGCAGCAGAAGAAACCUUCUCAGAACAGGAAAGUGUGUUUGUCAUUCUGGCCAAAUGCCUGGGCCCAGUGUGUGCCUGUGUUGGAGUCCUGCUGUUGGUGCUCUACAGUCCUGCUGCAAGGAUGAAGAUAAAAACUCUGUCUCACACACCAUCACCAGCACCGUUCUUUCAGCCGCUGUAUCAGCAGCAUCACGGCAACCUCCAGGAAUGGCUUUCGUCUCAUGGAGAAGUUGUUGUAACGUACAAAACUGAGGAGAUCUCAACAACCAAUGUUGUGACUGUUGUGCCAAAAUCCAUCACCAAGCACCCAGAGGAGAGCCAGAUCUCCCACGACCCUCCAGUAACACAGCUGGUCCUCACUCAGUGUCCAACCUCCUACGUCAGCUUACCAGGGAUGCAUAAGGCCCCUCCUCCUGUAACUAUGGUCUGCCCAAAGGACACUUCUUACACUCAGCUCCCUUGUGCCGUCUGGGGCCUCAGCGUUGCAGAAGUAGAAGUUUCCUCCCCUCCUCCUAAAGAUUUCUUAGAGCUCAGCUGUGCCGACUCUGGCUGCAGCUGUGAGGACCUCAGCCAAAGCCCCCAGUUCAGUUUACCAGCCAGUCCUGCUGAGGAGCGAGCGCCACCGUGCUACAGCAGCGAUUACUGCAUUCUCAACAAGACCGCUGAGGGCGUCGUUCCUGUUUUAGUGUCCAAAGAAAACAGUGUCAAAGCUUCGCCUGAUUGCCUGCAGAAGGAUGAGGGCUAAAUGAUCCUGUCUAUACAACAACAGCUCUAUAGAACAGAAAGGGUCCAAAAUUUGACUUGAUAAUCCCAAAAACAACCUCUUCCUGUGUUCUGUUGUGUUCCUGAUCGCUCUUCUUAUCAAGGAGCUCCAGGUUUGUGCUGGAACUCCACAGCACGUUUCUGAUGCCUCUGAAUGUGUCUUACUGUUACUCGUUAUGAAGCAAACUGCACUAACGACGUAUCUUGGAGGCUUUUGCUUUGGCUGACCUGCUAAACUUGACCACUGGUCGUAGUGUGACCUUCACAUCAGCUUUCUAUGAAACAUGUCCUCACGCAGAGCAGAAUCAUUUCUUUAUUCGCCUCGUUUACAAAAUGUUUUCAUAAAUAAAGAGACAUAAAAUAA